Molecule: messenger RNA, 2330 nt
Organism: Xiphophorus hellerii (green swordtail)
Lineage: Eukaryota; Metazoa; Chordata; Actinopteri; Cyprinodontiformes; Poeciliidae
Gene: rhcgb
Product: Rh family, C glycoprotein b
Biological process (GO): ammonium homeostasis; ammonium transmembrane transport
Cellular component (GO): plasma membrane
Molecular function (GO): ammonium channel activity
Source: RefSeq, a predicted model, not a curated record
CAGCUCAGCUGAGACAUUUAAGCUUUCAGGAUCUCUGACACCUGAAAAAUUUGCAACAGAAAAGCAGCUAACAUGGGGGCUGCCCAGAGCUUCAGGGAUAUGUGCGACCGCACGAAGAAUACUAAUGUUCGCUUCAGUUUGCCUGCAGUGUGUGUGGUGUGGCAAACGGCCAUGAUCAUUCUGUUUGGGAUUUUUAUUCGAUAUAAUGAAGAAUCAGACCCACACUGGAUUGAGCACAAAAAACUCAAGAAUAUAUCAAGUGACAUAGAGAAUGACUUCUACUUCAGAUAUCCAAGUUUCCAAGACGUACACGUGAUGAUAUUUGUAGGGUUUGGGUUCCUGAUGACGUUUUUGAAGCGUUACAGCUUCGGUGGAGUGGGUUUCAACUUCCUGAUUGCCGCCUUCGGCCUCCAGUGGGCGCUGCUGAUGCAGGGCUGGUUCCACUCCUUGGACUACACUGAUGGGAAGAUCAAAAUUGGGAUUGAAAACCUUAUCAAUGCAGAUUUCUGUGUAGCCGGCUGCCUGAUCGCAUAUGGAGCUCUGCUGGGAAAGGUCAGCCCGGUCCAGCUGAUGGUUUUGACUCUGUUUGGAAUAACACUUUUUGCUGUAGAGGAAUACAUCAUCUUGAAUCUCAUCCAUGCCAGGGAUGCUGGGGGCUCCAUGGUGAUCCACACUUUUGGAGCUUACUAUGGACUUUCCAUUUCAUGGAUGCUCUAUCGGCCUAACCUGGACCAGAGCUCACGCUUACAAGGCUCCGUGUAUCAUUCAGAUGUCUUUGCUACGAUUGGUACCCUCUUCUUGUGGAUGUUCUGGCCCAGCUUCAACUCAGCAAUCACAGAUCAUGGUGAUGGGCAGCACAGAGCGGUCAUCAACACUUACCUGGCUUUGGCCUCAACUGUGCUCACCACAGUGGCUAUGUCAAGCCUCUUCCAGAAAACUGGAAAACUAGAUAUGGUUCACGUCCAGAACUCAACACUUGCUGGAGGCGUUGCAGUAGGAACAGCAGCUGAGUUCAUGCUGAUGCCCUACGGAUCUCUUAUCGUUGGCUUCUGCUGUGGUGUUAUCUCCACACUUGGAUACAUAUACAUCAGUCCUUUCCUGGAGAAGUACAUGAAGGUCCAAGACACCUGUGGAGUCCACAAUCUCCAUGCCAUGCCAGGUGUUAUAGGUGGUAUCGUUGGAGCUAUCACCGCUGCAGCUGCGUCAGAGUCUGUUUAUGGACAUGAAGGGUUGGUGAAGACUUUUGACUUCGAAGGGGCUUUUGAGAAGAUGGAGCCCACAACGCAGGGAGGUCACCAGGCCGGAGGCCUCUGUGUGGCUCUCAUCUUCGGUAUAGGAGGAGGCAUGAUAGUCGGAGCCAUCUUGAGAUUACCCAUCUGGGGAGAUCCUGCAGAUGACAACUGCUUUGAUGAUGAGACUUACUGGGAGGUGCCAGAAGACGAGGAGAGUAUCCCACCUGUCCUGCAAUACAACAACCACAUGCGGAACAAAGACAUUGCUGAUACAAAUUUCUCCAUGGAGCCAUAUCCCAGGACCCGAUCUUGAAUGGUUCCUGAAUUGAUUGGCUGUUCCCCAUUUCAUUUUGUUAUUUCUCUAUUGGAGGAAAAAGAUCUAUACAUAGAAGACAAUUUGCUUUAAAAAACAAUAGUAAUGAGAAAUAUUAAAAUUUUUACAGGUUUUAUCUCAAAUUGCCUCAUUUCAAAAGUUUAAUGAUGUGAAGUGUUUUUUGUGUUCUAUCAUAGUGAAACAGUAGUUUUUAGUUGAAAAGAUACAUAUUAGCACCUCAUGUAACACCAAUUUGGGAAUUUAAUCAAGUUAUUCCUGAUUUCUAAGUUUUUCUGCACUUUCCUUUAUUUACAGGCACAUCUUGUUUUUUAUUUGUCAUUUAUUGUUUUUUCUGUUUCUUCGUGUACAUUUCUUACAGAAUUUGAAAAAAGUUUAUUAUGUUCCUGAUUGUAAAAGCCAAAGGAUGUUGCAACUGUUACAAACUAAGUGAUGGUGUGACUUUAAGGGCUUCUUCAUAUUUAGCAUUUAUAUUAUAUUGUCACUUUAUUAAUGCUGUAUAAGACAUAAGUAGGGAAUUUUGUAUCAUACUAAUUUCCUCCAUCUGGAAGCCCUCCUUUUUGUCCAAUACACAAAAUAAAUGUGCCUGAAAUAUUAAUAAUGUUCCACAAGCAUCUUAGUUAAUUAAAUCUAAGCAAAGGGCUAAAGCGUUUGCAAUUGACAAAAUAUUGAUUUUGUCAGCGACAGGUAAAAUGUUUGUGAUACUGUUUGAGAAGUUUCUUAAUGCUAAUUUGAUUUAAUAAUAAAUUAAGAAUUAAUUAUCAAUA